Molecule: messenger RNA, 1095 nt
Organism: Paramecium tetraurelia
Lineage: Eukaryota; Ciliophora; Oligohymenophorea; Peniculida; Parameciidae
Exons: 2
Biological process (GO): protein targeting to membrane; peptidyl-L-cysteine S-palmitoylation
Cellular component (GO): endoplasmic reticulum; Golgi apparatus
Molecular function (GO): protein-cysteine S-palmitoyltransferase activity
Source: RefSeq, a predicted model, not a curated record
AUGGAAGGAAUAUUGCUUUUCAUUUUAUUUGCAUUAACCACAGGCUCUUUUAUGUAUAUGUUAGUAUGUACUGACUCGAAUUCCAAAACUCCUAUGGGAAUGAUAAGAAGGAAAAUAUAUGCAAAUGGACCUUCCAUUACAAAAAAACUAUUGGGAGACAAAAUAUUUGUUAAACUUUAACAAUUUUACAAUUAUGUUUUCUACACGAAUAAUCGUUUAGGAUAGAUUUCUUAUUUUUUAAUAUUCUGGGUGGCAUUUGGUUUGUAUGGUAAAUUUGGAUUACUAAAGCACUUUGGAAAUACUCCUUAUGUAAGUCACAUACAUUCAGUGUGUGGUAGUCUGAUAUUUAUAUUUUGCAAUUACUUUUUUUAUAGGACAUGCACAACCAGUCCAGGAAUAAUAACUAAAGAAAAUAAUGAUGAAUAUGUGAAGCAAUUUGAAUAAUACUAUGACGAAGUUUAAUAUAAAUAAAAUACCUCAUGUUCAACAUGCAACAUAAUCAAACCAGCAAGAAGCAAGCAUUGUCGCAUUUGUAAUGUUUGUGUUAGUAGAUUUGAUCAUCAUUGUAUUUGGGUGAGACAGUGUAUAGGUUAGAAGAACUACAAGUAUUUCUUACUCUUUUUAUUCACUCACAUAUUCUUAAGUCUUUAUGGAGUAGUAGCUGGGAUACUUUGUUUGUUUGGAAUAGCGUAGAAGCAAUAAUUAUUUAAACUUACUUAUAAAAAUGCAGUAACUGGAGAAAUCCAUCCUGCAACUUUCUUUAGAGUGUUCACUGUCAUCACUAAUAGAGAGACCUUCUUUGUUUUCAUAAUCUUUGUUUGUCUAAUUUUUUUUGUCACCCUAACAGCAUUUUUCUUGUAUCAUCUAAAUAUGAUUAGAAAGGAUCUAACAACUAAUGAGAGGAUUAGAAAGAAUGAUUUUGAAAAAUCCUUUCUCAAUGAAAUGUAUGAAUUGUAAGAAUAACAAAAAAGAAAGAAAGAUGAUGAUUCAAUCAAGAGGCUGGCUUAGUUAAAGCAAUGUUGGAACUCUUUGAGUAAAAGAAGAGUACAAGGACUUUAUGAGGGGUUAAGAAUUGUAUAUAGUCAACCUAAUUGA